ACCAAUCCUCCCCUCCCCACCAAAACCUCCUCAAUACUUCACUAGCUAAGACAAAACACACACUCUUUGCUUCUCUCUGGCUUCUGUGUUUGUACAUCUCAGAAAGAAACCCUAAGGUGUGUUGGUGAUGAAGGAGAAGGUGAUGAUGGAGGAGGAGAGGAAAGGGGAGAGGAAAGGAAAUGAUCAAGCUGCAGUGAUGGCGAUAGGAGCUGCUCAUGAUGAUGAGCAGUUUGAUGGUGAGAAAUGGGUGCAUGAUUCUUCCAUUGAUCACAAGGGGAGGAUCCCUCUUAGGGCUUCCACUGGUGCUUGGAGAGCCUCUCUCUUCAUCAUUGCUAUCGAGUUCAGCGAGAGGCUGAGCUACUUCGGGCUAGCAACAAGCCUGAUCAUUUACCUGACCAAGGUCAUCCAUCAGGAUCUGAAGACGGCAACAAAGAGCGUGAACUAUUGGGCUGGUGUGACCACAUUGAUGCCGCUGUUUGGGGGGUUCUUGGCAGAUGCUUACUUGGGUCGAUACUUCACGGUCCUCGCUUCCGCAAUCAUUUAUCUCAUGGGCUUGACACUCCUGACCAUGUCCUGGUUCGUUCCAAGCUUAAAGCCAUGUGAAGGCGAGGAAGUAUGCCAGCAACCGCGGAAGAUUCACGAGGUUGUUUUUUUCCUAGCAAUUUACUUGGUAUCAAUAGGGACAGGGGGCCACAAGCCCGCGCUGGAGAGCUUCGGGGCCGACCAGUUUGAUGAUGAUCACGCCAAGGAAAGGAAGAGCAAGAUGUCCUACUUCAACUGGUGGAACUUUGGGCUCUGUUCGGGGCUCUUGCUCGGUGUCACGGUCGUUGUCUAUAUCCAGGAGCAUGUCAACUGGGGAACUGCCGAUAUAAUCUUCACUGCGGUGAUGGCCUUAUCUCUUGUCAUUUUUAUUGCCGGAAAGCCAGUCUACCGCUAUAGGGCACCAAUCGGGAGUCCGCUAACGCCAAUGCUUCGGGUUCUUGUGGCGGCCUUUGCCAAGAGAAACCUUCCUUGCCCUUCGGAUCCUUCAGGAUUGUACGAGGUAGCCAAGUCGGAAAAGACCAAGGGAAGGCUCUUGUGCCACACCGACAAGCUCAAGUUUCUUGACAAAGCUGCUAUUAUUGAAGAUAACGGGAACCCCGUUGAGAACAAGCAAUGCUCUCGGAGGCUAGCAACAGUGACUCAAGUCGAGGAGGUAAAGCUGAUCCUCAACAUGAUCCCAAUUUGGCUAGCCACACUCCCGUUCGGGAUUUGCGUGGCCCAGGCAGCCACAUUCUUCAUCAAGCAGGGGACAACGCUGAACCGUGACAUUGGCGGGUUCCUUAUCCCACCAGCCUCGAUUUAUGCCCUGGCAGCAAUCGGGAUGAUCAUCUCAGUCACGUUCUAUGACAAGGUCCUGGUGCCGGUCCUAAGGCGGGCCACGGGGAACGAGCGGGGUAUCAAGAUACUCCAGAGGAUCGGGAUUGGGAUGAUCUUUUCGGUCAUCACCAUGGUGGUGGCGGCCCUGGUGGAGAGGAAGAGGCUCGGUAUCGUCAAGAGCAAUGCCGAUAACAACCUCCCUGAGAAAGGGUCAAUGACAAUGAGUGUGCUCUGGCUGGCUCCACAGUUCCUCAUCAUCGGGUUCGGUGACGGAUUCGCCCUAGUAGGCCUGCAGGAGUACUUUUACGACCAGGUCCCGGACUCCAUGAGGAGCCUGGGAAUUGCAUUCUACCUGAGCGUGAUCGGGGCUGCGAACUUCUUGAGCAGCUUGUUGAUCACAGCUGUUGACCGCAUCACCGAGGACCAUGACGGGCGCAGUUGGUUCGGGAAGGACCUGAACAGCAGCAGACUGGACAAAUUCUACUGGCUGUUGGCAGUGAUGACACUGGCGAACCUCUGCUUCUAUGUGGUCUUGGCGAAGAGGUAUUCCUACAGGAGUGUGCAGAGGAGCAGCUCUGUGGCUGUGGCCGACUGCUAUGACAAGGAUGCCGAAGAGGUCUGAUUGGGCUCACUGCCUUGGAAUUAAUUUGAUAAAAUAGAAUAUAAAACGUAAUGUGUCUGAUUACAAAAUAUGUAUGUUUUGGUUCCAUUUAGCUUUGAUUAGGAGUUUGGUGAAUGAAUAUGCUCCUUUUGGAUGAACAUUGGGGGGGCCAUUGUAGUGGGCAUUUGAUCGUAUACAUUAUUACAUUUUGAUGUUCUUCUUUACU
Messenger RNA from Punica granatum (pomegranate), 2186 nucleotides. The record is from RefSeq and is a predicted model, not a curated record. Lineage: Eukaryota; Viridiplantae; Streptophyta; Magnoliopsida; Myrtales; Lythraceae.